Messenger RNA from Peronospora matthiolae, 888 nucleotides. NCBI's taxonomy places the organism in Eukaryota, Oomycota, Peronosporomycetes, Peronosporales, Peronosporaceae. The record is from the annotation of a GenBank genome assembly.
AUGCGAUGCGCGAGCAAGGCCGCCGAGAGCGCGUCUGCACGUCUCUGUGCGGACGCCGAAGCAGAAACUACAGCAACUGAUGUCCCAUCGGUUGCUGAAUCGACUCAGCCUGUAUCACCUGGUGAUGCAGGCGCUGGUCAUGAAGACACUCGUGUCUUCACAGAGUACGAGCUCGGUGUCUCGUACUCUCCUGAUACGGAUGACGGAUCCGUAUCGACGGCAAUUGAAUCCAAGCCGCCUGCCAAGCGUGGCAUGGACGAUGCUUUGCGUCGCAGCAUCUUUGGUUCAUCUGAUGAGUCAGAUGAACCAUCGCCGAAGCGAAGGCGCUCGAGGUCGCGAGACUCGGGCGCUAAUAGUGGUGUCGGUUCUCCAACGGACACCACUUCACAGCGAGGUGCCAGUACUUCUGUCGGCACGUCGCAGGAAGAGCGGGACCGCAAUGUGUUGCGUCUCGCUCCAGAAAAGAAGGCAUGGAUGCCUCCUAAAUCCGUCAUGGAUCACUUGUCGGCGACGACGAGUGAUCGUUAUCGAACACGAUUGUUCGAUUCGUCAAGGAUCCAUCACCUUGACCCCAGCGCGAAAGACUAUCGCGCUGAACAUGAGUUCUUCAUCGAUGCUUUCUUCAGACAUCGAUGGUACAGUGGGAAUCACAAACGUGAUGGUCCCUCACUACUUCAGGCGUGGAACGCCUACAUCCAUAAUCUCGAGGAUGUAGGUCGUGACGCUUGGAACGACAAACUUAUCAAAGCUCGUGAUAAGUUUGAAAAGCGAACCCCGACAGGUGCACGCUACAAGCUGCAUCGUCUGUCAAGGGAGAAAGGAUUACCCUGCCUCUCUUGGGGGAGACUCGUGCCCAUGUUGUGUGAACAACUCUGCACGAGCACCUAA